Molecule: messenger RNA, 846 nt
Organism: Phaeoacremonium minimum UCRPA7
Lineage: Eukaryota; Fungi; Ascomycota; Sordariomycetes; Togniniales; Togniniaceae
Product: putative alpha beta hydrolase fold protein
Exons: 2
Coding region: 1-846 (281 amino acids)
Source: RefSeq, a predicted model, not a curated record
AUGAAGCCAUUCCGCCUGACCCUCGGCAACAAUGCCACACUAAGCGGCAUCCACAACAUCCCGCCGCCGUCUCACUCGGCGGGGCCGAAGCACCGGCCGCUCCUCGUGGGGCUGCACGGCGGCAGCUACAGCAGCUCGUACUUCGACGCCGACGCGCGCCACACGGCCGCACUCCCCAGCGACGCGCUCGGCGUGCCCUUUGUCGCCGUCGACCGGCCAUGCUACGAGGACUCCACGUCGCUGUACCCCCUGCCCGAGGGCUCCAGCUUCCCCGAGGAGUUCGGCCGCUGGCUGCACUGCUUCAUCCUGCCGGCCGUGUGGGCCGAGUUCGGCGCCGGCUGCGCGUGUAUCGUGCUGGACUGCCACAGCCUGGGCGCCACGGGGGCCAUCAUCGCGGCGUCGACGCACGCGACCGAACCGGAGGAGAAGCGUGGAUACCCGCUGGGCGGGAUGAUCAUCUCGGGGUUUGGCAGCAUGCUCGGCGAGCACGUCGGCAAGCUCGACUCGCCGGACCCGCCGCCCAAGGAGGUCGUCUUUCCGCCACAGAUGAAGGACAACAUGAUGAUCCCGCCCGGCACGGCCGACCCGGAGAUCUACAAGCAGGGCGAGCGGCUGAACAAGCCCAUGCCGUUCGACGAGCGGGCGACACUGUUCACCUUGUGGCUGCCCACUAGGUGGAAGAUCUGGGCGGCCGACGUCAAGUGUGCAGUCAUGAUUGGGGUCGCUGAGAGAGACGCCCUGUGGAAAGGCACAGAGGAACACGUCAAGGACUUUACGGCUGCCUUUCCCAACAGCGUGCGAGUCGACGGCAGCCUUAUCAAAGGCGGUGAUGAAGGUGGUCAUUGA